Messenger RNA from Sebastes umbrosus (honeycomb rockfish), 3316 nucleotides. RefSeq lists its product as uncharacterized. Gene Ontology annotation, cellular component: centrosome. The coding region runs from base 299 to 1942 and encodes 547 amino acids. The transcript has 9 exons. The record is from RefSeq and is a predicted model, not a curated record. Lineage: Eukaryota; Metazoa; Chordata; Actinopteri; Perciformes; Sebastidae.
UGGGCUGGAUUGGGUGUCACUCACUCCGAUCCUAUUGUUUAUUGUAACACCAUCACUCUGGCUGUCCCAGGAAUCCAAACUCACCUCACUGGUCACAAGUGAAGACGAGAGAGUCCUGCUCUGUCAAAGAAAGCUUCAAGGUUUCCACUCUGUUUCAUUUGGACCAAGAAGACUGCUUCCCAUAACUGUAUCAGGAGAAUAAAAGAGACUUCUCUAGAUCAGUUUUUUCUAAACCACUUCUUAGUGUUUCAUCCUGCCUUCACCCUCCUCUAGUCUGAGUCAGAGCUCCAGCAGCCAGAUGGAGCCCGAGUCCUCCCUAAAUCACGGCAUCCCGCCUGAUUUAAAUGGCCAUUAUCACUUUGGUUAUGGUGGAGCCAUCAGAUCUGAGCACAUUACCGGUCAACAACGUUAUAACAAUACUGGCAGAAGGAAAAGUAAAGUUCGUCUCAACGACCAGCUCAUACCAAAACCAACUGAUAUAAAUAUGGCGGAGAAAAUGAUAAAGAUAGCAACUCCAAAACAGCAUCCCUUUUCAUCCCACAUCUCCCAGUUUGCAAUGUUCCCAUCCUUCCGCUCUCCAGAUGACCCUGAGACAGGAGUCAGAGCCGCCUCCCAACCUUUCCUCAACCACCUCAUCCCAAACUGUGCGCCAGACGUCACUCUGCUGAGCAAAACUAUAGGUAGUGCAUACAGACAUGAGGUCUUGGAUACAUCCAUGAAAACCAGGAAGAAAGCUGUAACGUGGAGCGGCGAACACGGUUUCUUGGAUCAUACAAAGCCAUUGAAGGGAGAGAACCAGGUUUUCUACCCCAUUCCUCCAAAGACAGUGCUGCCCAACGGUAAACUACGUGACUGGGAUUUGUCGCUAUCUGAGCGGACAAGCAACAUGCUGAAAAAUCUGGAGAGGUCACACUGGGUCACCUCAUACCAAAUGCACCACACAGGAUCGGGGCCAGCAAAUCCUCUUCAGAUGGAUGACUUCAAGGAAAAAAUGUGUGCCAUUACUGGGAUGAAUUCACACACUGCACCACUGAGAGAAAGGUCCUUUCCUGUGUUUGUUCCCUCUAAGCCCAGAGGAGGAUGGAGAAGAAGACAGGGGAGCACCUGCAGCCCUGCUGCUGCUGAACUCACAAAUCUAUCUCCAGCUCCAAACCAAGGCACUGCUGCUAUAAACCAGCAUAGGCCACAAGAGAUCACAGCUAAGUAUAAUGAGGCACCAGAUCCAAACCAAAGGGGUCAUCAUAGUCAAUCAAAGUACAGUUCUGGCUCCACAGAAGCACGGAGCGCUGAGCCGUCCCAGGAGGUCUUACACAAACAACAAACUGAGAGCUCUGCGUAUGAGGGCAGGAUGAGAGAAAACUGCAAAUUCCAGCUUGAUGGAAGUCCAAUAGAAGUAUCCGUGUCACAGAGCAGCCGGGAGGCUAACGCUGCCCGGAACGCAGGUAAAGAGCGACCCCUGGACCUGUGCAACUGCCCACUUUCCCAGGAAGAGAUGGAGGUCAACAGGAAGAAAAGCUUGAUUGAGCCGUGUGUGAAGGAUGAACCAAGUAGCAAAAAUGAGUAUUUUAAAGAUGAAAGAAAUGUAUCUAGCAUUAGUCAGUCAUCUAUGGCCAAAGACCUGGCAGGUAUUGAAUCACAUGUUAAGUUAUCAUCAAGGGCAGCUCCAUGGCAUGAGACGCUGCCUCACAGUAUCUGUACACCCUGCAUCCUGCCGAGGCCUCCUGUCCUGCCUGGCAUUCGCCCAGAGGACAGAGUUGAGACUUUGGGUAGAGAAGGAGCAGCUCUCUGCCUCCUGGACCUGCAAAAUUCUUUCAGUAAGACGAAGGCCCAUCGUGAUUUUAACAACUCCAUCACACGUGCUGCUGUGAACCUGAGGGACAACGUAGUCACGGGGAAGAAACAUGACUUCUAUGGGAUCAACUGUUACUACCUGCAUGGAUAACCUACUGUAAUAGACAUGAAUUCUUACAUCCUGGCAGCAAUUAAUAGUCGUGAUGAUUUGAAUCUCAGAAGCAAGCGAAUACCUAAAAUGUAACUACUGAAUACUUAAAGGACCAGUGUAGAAUUUAGUGGUGUAGCUGUGAGGUUGCAAUCUGCAAAAAUGAAAACACAACGAUUCUUGGUGAUUAUACACUACUGAAAACAUAGUUAUGGAUAUUAUAUUCCAUUUCUAAAAUCCCCCUAAAUCCUACACACUGGACCUUUAAUGUUGAGUUUAUAGCAUUGGAAUAUUUUACUUUGAAAAUCAUUUACAAUGAGGCUGAAAAAUGUCUUGUAUAUACUCAUAAUAAAAUAGUUUGUGAUUAAUUUUUCCAGACUGUUUUUUUAACCUCAGUACUUAGUAAACAGCCAAUUUGUAGAAUAAUAUUAAUUUACUCUUUGCUUCUAGGCAUUUCAUUUGCAAUAUUCAUUAGAGCUCAGGAUGUAUUAGAAGAAUGGUCUUAUAUAAGGCUCCCAUAAGCCACAGUUGAUUGUAAGGGUGAAAUAAAAGGAACAGCCUUCAAAGCUCACUGUGGGUUCAGCACUGCCUGUACUGUCCACACAGAAGGAAUAUUCAGCGGCUGUAAAUUCAUAAUGCUGCACAGAUGAAUACUUUGGUCUUUACUGGAACCUUUCUAAUUUUACAGGAAGAAAACUUCUAUGAAGAUGAUUUCCCCCCCCCCUCAAUAUGUCACACAGAGAUCAGCACAGAACAUUGUGCUGGCUGUGUUAUGGAAUCCACCUCUCUGCGUCGUAGGUGCUGCAGUAACCUUCUAGCUCGCCAGUGUGAAAAGGAAAAAAUGCCUUUUCGCACGUAAUCUUGUUGCAGUCAGGCUGACUCUCUGUGAAAGGUUUUUUUUUGUGUGACAGAGUCCUUGAGCAGCAAGCCUGCAGCCUUGUGUGAUAUAACAGCCUCUCAUUCAGACGUUCAGAAAAGAAAAAAGAUAAUACAGCAAAAUAGACCGGUACAAUUUCUCUUCCUGAAUAUUGUGGCAAGCUGUGAGGCUAUAACUAAAAUAAGAUUAAUGGUGUUGUAAUUGUUUUUGUUUGUUUCUUUUUUUGCUUACUAUGCAUGUGCAACACAACCUGCAUUUAUAUAUAUAUAUAAAACAUGCACUUGUGUUGCAUUCAAGGUCACAUAUAUUUUCAAACCUGCUUAGUCACUCACUAUGCAUAUGCAAAUAUCUCUCAUCUCAGAAGUUGUUUGCAAAAGCUAUUUUUCAUGCUACAUAUUUCUAAUUAUGCCAUGAGCACGACUGAAAAGCUGUGAUUCAACACUAUGUCCAGCAGGUGGCAGCAUAUCAUAGUUUUUGGCCCCCCAUGCUCUGUCAUUUAU